Aaosphaeria arxii CBS 175.79 is the source of this 930-nucleotide messenger RNA. RefSeq lists its product as uncharacterized. The transcript is spliced from 6 exons. Gene Ontology annotation, biological process: tRNA modification. Lineage: Eukaryota; Fungi; Ascomycota; Dothideomycetes; Pleosporales. Gene Ontology annotation, molecular function: RNA binding. Bases 1 to 930 code for a protein of 309 amino acids. The record is from RefSeq and is a predicted model, not a curated record.
AUGGACAGUAAGAAGAGGAAGGCUGAUCCAAGAUCUCGGGUCGAUGGAAAUAGCAAAAGGCAAAAAGGCAAAAAGCAAUGGUCCAUGCCGAGGAGAGAUGCUGCAGAGCCACGGGGAAUUCAACCGGGCGAUACAGGCAUCUGGGCGACGUGCGCCAUGAAGAAAGAAGGAAAGUCGGUGGCCGAACUACGUGAUCUUUUCCAUGAAUAUGCUUUGAAGCUUUAUGGAGUUGACUCAGUGAGUGGUGAGGCCGAGAAGGACAGCUCUGAUGAGGAGGGUGGGGGUGAUAUCGAGGCCGAAAUCAACAAGGAGCUUGAUGCCAUACGUAAACCUUCUGGAGGUUCUCUAUUCACAUCAGUCAGGCUAGAGACACAGUGCUUAAUCUUCUUCAAGACUCGGCAGCCUGUUGAGCCGGUAUCAUUCAUCAACACGAUAUGUAAAGAUGCUGCAGAUGGAGUCGAGCAAAAGCUUUGCCGGUUUGUGAAAAGACUUACCCCAAUUACAGCGACAGACAAAGCAACAGAAAGGGGACUGGAUGCAGUUGCAGAAGCAGUCCUUGCCCCCCACUUCCACGGUGAAGGCAAAGGAUCCAAAAAGUUUGCUAUACGGACGUCUAUCCGGAAUAACAAAGAGUUCACGAGAGAUAAGCUCAUCAAGAAAGUCGCAGCCGCCGUCGGCCCAGGCCACAAGGUUGAUCUCUCCAAUUAUGACCUACUCAUCCUCGUGGAAGUCUAUCAGAACAUUUUGGGUAUGAGCGUAGUUGGCGCUGAUUACGAUCAGCUCAAAAGAUAUAAUCUUGAAGAACUUCACGGAUUUACAGAGCAAGACGCCUCGACAACCAAGCAGUCGAAAGAGGAAGGCAAUAUCGAGAAGCCGAGGCAGGCAGAUCCAGGAAGCAGAGGUACUUUCGAGAUAAAGGAGGAUGCCUAA